Molecule: messenger RNA, 461 nt
Organism: Agrilus planipennis (emerald ash borer)
Lineage: Eukaryota; Metazoa; Arthropoda; Insecta; Coleoptera; Buprestidae
Product: 14-3-3 protein zeta-like
Exons: 2
Coding region: 4-444 (146 amino acids)
Biological process (GO): signal transduction
Cellular component (GO): cytoplasm
Source: RefSeq, a predicted model, not a curated record
ACAAUGUCUCAAGUUGACAAGGAAGAAUUAGUUCAGAGGGCAAAGUUAGCUGAGCAAGCGGAGCGUUAUGAUGACAUGGCUUCAGCUAUGAAAUCUGUAACAGAAACGGGAGUGGAACUCAGCAAUGAAGAAAGAAAUUUACUCUCUGUUGCAUAUAAAAAUGUAGUAGGUGCCAGGAGAUCAUCAUGGAGGGUAAUUUCAUCAAUUGAACAAAAGACUGAGGGCUCAGAACGUAAACAGCAGAUGGCCAAAGAAUAUCGAGAAAAAGUAGAAAAGGAACUCAGAGAAAUUUGUUACGACGUUUUGGGUCUUCUGGACAAAUAUUUGAUUCCCAAAGCCAGCAAUGCUGAAUCAAAAGUAUUUUACCUCAAAAUGAAAGGCGAUUACUACCGAUACCUUGCUGAAGUUGCUACAGGGGAUACUAGAAAUAGUAUGUAUUGUUAAAUUUGUAUUAUUUUGCA